ACAGCUGUCAACAUUCCCCUUCCCAUUCACUUCAUGACAAGAACCAAAAGCAAAAAAUGCUAAAACUAAUAGAUAUCAAUGGAAGGAAAUUUGUAAUUAACUUUGUAGCGACUGGCCCAGACACUGGCCUCCAGCUGCAGUGCCUCGACCAAGAGCGCGAGCAAAGCUACACAGAGUCUUUGUCCGCAAGUGAUUUCACCAAGCGCUUGAAGGCGCUGAACACCCGAGUGAAGUUCCCAGAAGAUGAUGUACGUGUGGCUCUGGUCCGUGGCGAUCCCACACAUGCUUCGCUGAGCGAAGCAAACCAGGAUGCCGGAUGCGUGCUGCAACUUAAAUAUAAAAUGCUAAACAACAUGCCACUCAAGUGGGAGUGGCACCUGGCACACAUGGACAGAGCCUUGUUUUAUCGCAAGGUUUUUCUUGACUCCAUUUCCUGUGCCAGCAACAUGCGGGAUCAGGUGUUCUCGCUGACAAAGCAACUACAGGCAAAAGAUGAAGAGCUGAAGCAGUAUCGCAUCGAGGGCGCCCAGCUGCGCAGAGGAACCGUUGCCACCAAAUUGUUUGAUAUGGACGCUUUCAAGGAGAUGCACGAACAUAUGCUCACAGGUUCGGCUAUCUACCGUCAACUGACAGAAGCAUUUGAUGUUAAAGGUUCUUCCUUAACACUUGUCCAUGGGAAGAUCGAAGCAUCGAAGGUGUCGGAUCCAAAAAACAGCCCAGCCUCUCAUUCCUCCAACUCGACUCAAAAACUAAGUCCACGUAACAGGAAGCGUAAGGCAAUGGAAAGCGCAAAAUAUCAUAUUGAACGUAAGGUGCUACGACGUCGUGCUCAAGGACCAAUCGAGUACAAAGAGUCGCAAAGCACCCAGGAGGAGAUCGAAGACGAUUUGUUUCCUUUGAAUGAGGCAGAAGCAGCAACAGACAAGCAACACACAGGAACCUCCUGUUGUAAAAGCAGAAAACAUAAAGAAGGAAAGCGUGGAUCCCGCAUCAGCUCGUCCAGUAACGGCAGCAAAGGCUUUUUCAGUACUUAGAAAUCGUGAGAAGAGACGCGCAUUGCAUGCACGUGCCGUGUGUGAAGCUUUAAUCUUUAAGCAGAAGUCUUCUGUUGAAAUACCUUCAAAAAUGAUGGAUCUGGCGGUUACCGAACCUCCUGUUGGAGAGGCCGAAGAAACCCUAAACCAAUAUAAGCCGAUAUACGACGGUGCUGAAUUAGCUUCAAAAAUAAUUGAUCUAGACAUACCUUCUCUUCCAGUAGCAUGGACUGCAAAUGCAGCACCCUCUGGAUUGGAUUCGGUGUUAGGUUCAUUGAAAGAGAUGGAGAGCUUCAUCUCGAAGACCAAAAAUCAGAUUUAGCAGACAAAAUCAAAGAAACACAAAAAACAGUGUUUAGCUGUUUCAAUGGAUUCAUAGACAAAUUUAAUAUCAAUAUACUUUAAGCACAAGUAGAACUUGUACUUCUUUUGCUGUAAGCCAUUGUCAGACCAUCAGGUAUGGCUCUGGGCGUCUAAAGGCUAUUGAAGAGUCCCACAGAAAGUAAACCUUUAAAUUAGGGAGGAUAAGUAAACAAUAGAGAUAAUAAAUAAUAAAAAAAUAUAAUA
Messenger RNA from Drosophila obscura, 1601 nucleotides. RefSeq lists its product as uncharacterized. Gene Ontology annotation, biological process: double-strand break repair via nonhomologous end joining. The coding region runs from base 57 to 1034 and encodes 325 amino acids. NCBI's taxonomy places the organism in Eukaryota, Metazoa, Arthropoda, Insecta, Diptera, Drosophilidae. The transcript is spliced from 5 exons. Gene Ontology annotation, cellular component: DNA ligase IV complex; nucleus. The record is from RefSeq and is a predicted model, not a curated record. Gene Ontology annotation, molecular function: DNA end binding.